Lagopus muta (rock ptarmigan) is the source of this 2508-nucleotide messenger RNA. RefSeq names its product uroporphyrinogen decarboxylase (gene UROD). Gene Ontology annotation, biological process: heme biosynthetic process. Gene Ontology annotation, cellular component: cytosol. NCBI's taxonomy places the organism in Eukaryota, Metazoa, Chordata, Aves, Galliformes, Phasianidae. The record is from RefSeq and is a predicted model, not a curated record. Gene Ontology annotation, molecular function: uroporphyrinogen decarboxylase activity.
GUCGGUGCUCGCGGCUUUACGGCAAACCCCGCCCGCCGCCGAGGCAAGAUGGCGGCGCCCGCGGGCAAGAUGGCGGCGCCCACGAACUGUACGGAAAAGCGGGGAGCGAAGCAAGAUGGCGGCGCACAGAGGGAUGAGGGCGGGGCAAGAUGGCGGCGCCCGUGCGGCGUACGGGGGUGGGGUUACGGUGAGAUGGCGGCGACCGCGGGGCGGGGCGAGGCGGCGGGGACGAGGGCGGGGCGGGAAGCGACGCGGGAUGGACGGCGGCGAGCGGCUCCUCCCCAAGGGCUUCCCCAAGCUGAAGAAUGACACGUUCCUGCGUGCGGCACGCGGCGAAGAGACGGAGCACACCCCAGUGUGGUGCAUGCGGCAGGCGGGACGCUACCUGCCUGAGUUUCGGGAGACCCGGGCCGCUCAGGAUUUCUUUGACACUUGCCGGAGUCCCAAAUUGUGCUGUGAGCUGACAUUGCAGCCACUCAGACGAUUCCCCCUGGAUGCUGCUAUCAUUUUCUCUGACAUCUUGGUGGUGCCCCAGGCACUGGGCAUGGAGGUUGUCAUGGUCCCCGGCAAAGGACCCAUGUUUCCAGAGCCCCUGAAGGAGGUGGAGGAUCUACUGAAACUACGGCAGAAAGUGGACGUGACUGCAGAACUGGGUUACGUCUUCCAGGCUAUCACACUGACACGGCACAGCCUGGAGGGCAAGGUGCCCCUCAUCGGCUUCUCCGGGGCACCUUGGACGCUUAUGUCCUACAUGGUUGAAGGGGGUGGCUCUGCUACAAUGGCAAAGGCCAAAAGCUGGCUGUACCGUCACCCUGAAGCAAGCCACCGACUGCUACGGCUGCUGACUGAUGUUGUCACUGACUACCUCGUGGGGCAGGUGGCUGCUGGAGCACAGGCGCUCCAACUGUUUGAGUCCCAUGCAGGGCAUUUAGGCCCAGAACAGUUUCAGGAGUUCGCCCUGCCAUACAUCCGAGACAUCGCCCGGGAUGUUAAGAGCAAGCUGAAAGCAGAGGCACUGCCACUGGUGCCCAUGAUUGUCUUUGCGAAGGAUGCACACUACGCACUGCGUGAUUUGGCACAAGCUGGCUACGAGGUUGUUGGUCUUGACUGGACCAUCCAGCCCCAGGAAGCUCGUGCACAGGUAGGGAAAGGUGUCACCCUGCAAGGAAACCUGGAUCCCUGUGCUCUCUAUGCACCCAAGGAGAAGAUUGGCGAGCUGGUGAAGAAAAUGCUGGAGAGCUUUGGAACCCAACGCUACAUUGCCAACCUGGGUCACGGCCUCUACCCAGACAUGAACCCUGAGCAUGUGGGUGCCUUUGUGGAGGCUGUGCAUGCUCAUUCCCGCCACAUCAAUAAACAUGGCUGAGCCUGGGGACAGGACUUCAGGUUGUGCACAACUACCCUGAAUAUGUUUUUGUCACAGGGUAGCUUGCUCCAGGUUGUGAUGCAGCAUUAAACUAGCACCUUCUCCACAGCACCUGCAUGGCUCUAGCUGGGAGUAGGGAAUUGGCCUUGGAAAAGAUUAGCAUGUGAGGCCAAGGAGACCCUGAUCCCCAUCCUGCUGGUGAGGGGACACUGAUGGGGAAGCAGGGAUACCAGGGAAGCAGGGUCGCUGUUCCUUUGCAGUCUAUGCAUUGUUAUGCUAUGUACCUGCAAGAGGGGAUGUGCUCAGAAUGCAAUGGCCAUCUCCUGGCACUGGGGAUGCACUCACCCCUGCCAGGGGAGAAGGGGUACCUAAAGCUGGCACUUUCAUGGGGAGCUCAGGGCUUAUAUCCCAUGCCACCCUGGGCUCAGCAUGAGCACUGCCAAAGCCCUCAACAACCAAUGCCACAGCCCUGCUCAGGUGGAAAUGGGCAGCAUGACCGUGAUUCAGGUUGUUAUGAAGUUGGUGGUCCACCUGGCAGGACUCACCUGGAGACAGCCAGCACCCUCCAGGCACCAGCACCACCAGAUGCUGCCAUGCUGGCUGCAAUAGCAGUUGAUAGCAUAGUGUUAGCAAGGCCAUCACAUAGCCUUUCUUGGACCAUCCCCCAGCCACACAUCUCAUCUCCUCUGUUCCCCACGAGCAGUUGUGCCUGGGGCUCAGCACCGACUGCAAAAAGCAAAGCUGGGUGUUGGCAGUAUCCUGAGCCUGGGGAUACAACAACACAUCCCACAGCACACAGGGCAGCUGUAGAGUGGAUUGAGCACAGUGAGGAAUCACAUCCUGGAUUGGACAUGAUUCUCUGUGAGCCUUCUUAGGGUGCUGGGUACCACAGGGGGGAUUGAGAUGCUGCAUACACUGGGGAUGUGCCAUGCUUGCAUUGCACUCAACAUGAGGCUGUCUGGAGAUCCCUCUGGCUUCAGAGAAACACGGUACAUACGCAUGGUAAUGUUCAUCCCUUUUAUUAUUAAACAUCAGAUGAAGAGGUCGCACACACACAUACACACACGCACACAAACAAAACAAAACAAAAAAAAAAGAAGAAAAACAGACUGGUUGAAGAAUGCUAUUUCGGUGGCGACAGA